Messenger RNA from Strongylus vulgaris, 615 nucleotides. The record is from the annotation of a GenBank genome assembly. NCBI's taxonomy places the organism in Eukaryota, Metazoa, Nematoda, Chromadorea, Rhabditida, Strongylidae.
UUGAAACUCAUUCCAUCGAGUAACGUGGAUGGAGAGUCUCAAAAAGUUAUUCUCGAAAGUUCCGAAGAGGAAUCAGAUGAAGAAGAAAGCUCUGAAGAAAGUCCUACCCCCACUGCAAAGCAAACACAAACAACUUCUGUCGCAGCUGCAAAUCAUAAAGGCCUUCCUUCAAAGAUUUCAUACGAGAAGCAAGAGUUUAUCGCUAGGAGUUGUUGCAAGCAGUUUCUUCAGCAAAUGGUGUUGCGAAAGAAGGGAGAAUGUUUCAGAACAGCUGGAAGGAGUGCAGUCCAGGUUAAAUCGUUAUUAUCGGAGCUGUAUCAAGAACAUCGUGAUGCUUACGAGCUGAUGUUGGCGGACAUUUUGAAAAUUCCAACUCCAGACCAACGCGAAAUUCCUUAUUCGGAUGAUUCGGAAUGGGUAGCGUCUCGGAUCCUUGCCAUCAAUCGAGCACAGAACAGGCUGCUUGUUCCAGCUUUCCCUCCGUGGACGGUGAUGCAGCGUAUGUGGAAAAUAUACGGCCCUUUACAACAAGCCGCUUCUGUCAUCGGAGGCUAUUACGAAAAAUUUGUGAAUGAGUGUGUCAGCGUUGCCUAUAAUCAAUACUACCGACUGUAA